Messenger RNA from Jaminaea rosea, 1548 nucleotides. RefSeq names its product WD40 repeat-like protein. The transcript is spliced from 4 exons. Gene Ontology annotation, molecular function: protein binding. Lineage: Eukaryota; Fungi; Basidiomycota; Exobasidiomycetes; Microstromatales. The record is from RefSeq and is a predicted model, not a curated record. Bases 27 to 1340 code for a protein of 437 amino acids.
CUCACUCUCAUCUCUCUCUCAGCACAAUGGACGCCACGCAUCAGACUCCCCACCAGCAAGGCGAAGAGCACGAGCAGGAUGACCUGCCUCAACUGACAGAGGACGAUGUAGAGGAGAUCCACAAUGAUGGCGACGAAGAUGGGGAAGGACAAGGGGACGAGCCCAUGUCCGAGGGCGAGGAUGGAGACGAUGACGACAAGGUCGUGCUGCACGAUUCGAGCAUUUCUGCCUUCUACGGAUCCAAGGGCGAAUCAAUCUUCACCAUCUCGCUGCACCCAAACUACCCGUCUACUCCACUGGCCGUUUCGGGUGGAUCAGACGAUCGCGCUUUUGUGUGGCGUGUGGCCGAGAAUGGGGAGUGUGAGGUGGUACAGCAAUUGGAGCCUAGUCACAAGGACUCGGUCACCAUGGUCUCGUGGAGCUCAGAUGGCUCACUCCUCGCCACAGGCGGAAUGGACGGUUUGAUCCACGUCUUCUCCUGCUCCUCCCCUUCCACAUUCGCGCACCUCACCACCCUCGAAGGCGGCGAUGAGGUUCAAUUCCUCCUCUUCCACCCGAAAGGCCCCGUCCUCGCUGCAGGAUACGCCGACUCCACUGUAUGGAUGUGGUCCCUCCCCGCGGCCACGCUGAUGAACGUCUUUACAGGCCACGAGGAGGGUGUUACGGCUGGUCGAUUCACGCCGGACGGGAAGAGGUUGCUUACCACGAGUACGGACGGGAGUCUGCUCAUCUACGAUCCGAGGCAGGCAACGCCGCUUGCCAAGCUGGGCAAGGGGGACGCAAGGUUUGGCGGGAUCGAGGGUGGAUUCAUCUCGCUGGCUUGCUCGCCGGAUAAUCGCCUCGCUGCCGUAGGGUCUGUCACCGGUCAGUCGCGCCUCGUGUCUCUGACUGGCGUCGAGCAAGGCAGAGGCAUGGCAGUUGUUGCUGCGCUCGAGGGGCACACACCCGGCGAAUCAAUAGAAGGGCUGGCAUUCGUCUCCCUCCUCGGAGACCCUUCUUCUGCCUCUCACCUCAUCACAGCAGGGACAGACGGGCGCGCAAUCGUAUGGGACCUCCAAACCCAACGCGUUCGCCAGACUUGUCUGCACGUAGACUCUCCAGACUCGAACGAAGCGGGCGCACUUACCACGCUAGUCGUGCAUGGGUCCGGCCCCCUUUUCACUACGGCUAGCUCGGGGGGUACAUUACGCACUUGGGAUGCGAGGAGUGGGGCGACUGUGGCGAAACAUGAAGGGUUCGUGGACGGGGUGCUGGAUGCGGAUGUUAGGCCAAAUGGGAAGGGAGGAUGGACCGUCGUUGGGGCUGGGGAUGAGGGGGUCGCGCUCGUCUUUUCGUGUUAGACCGGGGCGACGUCGGGCGGGGAUGGACACGGGCACGGGCACGAAGAGCCGCAAGCAAUGCGAUUGUAUCGGACCGUACAACGUCAUCGUUGCCGUGACGGGACGGCCCGCCAUGCGCCGUACUGCCGUGCGCCAAUGUGAAGUGCAGUGUCGACACGACGACGACAGCGACGACAUCGCCGCCGCCAAUGAACAACCUCUCAUGGCG